Ahaetulla prasina is the source of this 6911-nucleotide messenger RNA. It is a transcript of the gene EXTL3, whose product is annotated as exostosin like glycosyltransferase 3. Gene Ontology annotation, cellular component: membrane. NCBI's taxonomy places the organism in Eukaryota, Metazoa, Chordata, Lepidosauria, Squamata, Colubridae. Gene Ontology annotation, molecular function: glycosyltransferase activity. The record is from RefSeq and is a predicted model, not a curated record. The coding region runs from base 920 to 3679 and encodes 919 amino acids. The transcript has 7 exons.
GUAUGCUUCGUUUCCUGGACCAGGAAAACGAGCACUUAAAAUGCUCAGGAAUUGGAAACGUCCUUCGCCCAUCACCUACGAUACUUGCGCUACCCUUGCCCGGCAUCCCUGUUUGGAUGCCCACUAGGGGGCGCAUCCUUCCAUUUUUAGUCCCGUUUCGAAGCUCGGCUUCCCACAAUGCACUGAGCCAUCGGUUAUUAUACAGUAGUCCUUGUUUGCACUCUGGAAGUGGGAACAAUGCUGCAGGCGGCUGCAGGCGGCGACUCGGUUGGUCCGGCCAACCUUUUCUCUGUCUCUCUGUCUCUCUCUCUCCCCCCCCGUCGGGGAGCGCUGCGUAAAAGUUGUUUCUCUUUCCCCCGCACUCCCUUCGCGAAUGCUUAGCUGGUCUCUCAUCGUCUGUUUAUGUCGUUGUGGUGCCAAAAAAGUCAAAAAAGGGGUUCAGAUGAAUCUUUCAGAUUAAUGGAUUGGAGGCUAGUUUGGGGUCUUGGACUGCAAAAUUUGAAGGCUAGUGGACUACUGGCAGCAUGAUGACGGCGAGGGAUACUGAUAGCAUGGGAUUCUACAUGGUUGCCUUGCUUACUGGAUGCUAAUUCAGAAUGCGGACUACAACAGUACAUUUGAAGUGCUCCUUUUGUGUGUAUCUGGCCCAGAGAAGACUUCUGAUUGCCAUGUCAAUCCCCUUCUCUCUUGUCUUGCGACUCCCAGUUAACUGAAGCUUGAGAGAAGUGUUACUGAUCGUUGGUUCCCGUCAAAUCAAAAGUUGUAUCCUUCAUCGCAAGAAGAUGAAAUUUCCAUUCUAUUGGCUUUUUGUCAAACAGACACAAUAAUAUUUCCUUCUGGAAAUCCUGGGAUACAAACUGUUUUGGGUAUGGCUACUGAUCCCACGUGAUAGAGGUGUGUGGCACCAACCUUGGGACUCAUGACUGGGUAUACAAUGUUGCGGAAUGGGGGAGUAGGGAAUGGAGGCCAACCUUGGAUGCUUCGAUGGUCUAGUCGGAUUCGACUCACUUGGCUUAGCUUCACAUUAUUCAUUAUCCUGGUCUUCUUUCCGCUGAUUGCCCAUUACUACUUAACCACCAUAGAUGAUGUAGAUGAUGCUGGCAAGCGUAUCUUUGGUCCCCGCAUAGGUAACGAACUUUGUGAGGUGAAGCAUGUUGAGGAUUUAUGCCGAAUUCGAGAGUCAGUGAGUGAAGAGCUGCUCCAGUUGGAAGCUAAGCGGCAGGAGUUAAACAGUGAGAUUGCCAAACUGAAUCUCAAAAUUGAAGCCUGCAAGAAAAGCAUUGAGAAUGCGAAGCAGGAUCUUCUGCAACUAAAGAAUGUUAUCAGUCAAACAGAGCAUUCAUAUAAAGAGUUGAUGGCUCAGAACCAGCCCAAGCUUUCACUGCCGAUUCGGCUGCUACCAGACAAAGAUGACUCUAGUUUUCCCAUGCCAAAAUCCAAUAGAAACUGCCGGCUGCAUAAUUGCUUUGACUAUUCACGUUGUCCACUAACCUCUGGUUUUCCCGUAUAUGUCUACAACAGUGACCAAUUUAACUUUGGGAGCUCAUUGGAUCCUUUAAUUAAGCAAGCUUUUGAAUCCACUGUCAGAACUAACAUAUAUGUUACUGAAAAUGCAAACAUUGCCUGUCUCUACAUUGUCCUAGUAGGGGAAAUGCAGGAACCUGUAAUGUCUAAACCUACUGAAUUAGAACAACAAUUGCACGCUCUGCCAUAUUGGAGGACAGAUGGACAUAACCAUCUCAUUAUUAAUUUAUCCAGGAAGUCAGAAACUCAAAACUUCCUUUAUAAUGUCAGUACUGGGAGGGCCAUGAUUGCCCAGUCCACCUUUUAUGAUGUACAGUAUCGUCCAGGUUUUGACAUUGUAGUAUCUCCUCUUGUCCAUGCCAUGUCUGAACCCAACUUCCUAGAGAUCCCACCCCAGGUGCCAGUAAAGAGAAAAUACUUAUUCAGUUUCCAAGGGGAGAAGGUUGAAUCUCUCCGAUCCAGCUUACAAGAAGUACGAUCAUUUGAGGAAGAAAUCGAAGGCAAUGCGCCAGCAGAUUAUGAUGAUAGGAUCAUUACCACAUUAAAGGCUGUUCAAGACAGCAAAUUGGACUUUGUCUUGGUGGAAUUUACAUGUAAGAAUCAGCCAAAGGCAAGUUUGCCCACUGAGUGGGCUCUUUGUGGAGAAAGGGAAGACAGACUACAGCUACUGAAAUUAUCUACUUUUGCACUGAUAAUCACCCCGGGUGAUACCCAUCUUAUGAUCUCUGCUGGCUGUGCAAUGAGACUGUUUGAGGCUCUAGAAGUUGGGGCUAUUCCAGUCAUCCUUGGAGAGCAAGUCCAACUGCCUUAUCAUGAUGUAAUUCGGUGGAAUGAGGCGGCCUUAAUUAUACCAAAGCCACGUAUUACAGAAGUGCACUUCCUUCUGAGGAGCAUUUCUGACAAUGACCUCUUGGCCAUGAGGAGGCAGGGCCGCUUCUUAUGGGAAACCUACUUUUCCACUUCAGACAGUGUUUUUAGCACGGUCUUGGCUGUCAUAAGGACUCGAAUCCAAAUUCCAGCUGUUCCCAUUCGAGAGGAAAUGGCGGUGGAGAUCCCUCAUCGUUCUGGCAAAGCUGCUGGCACAGAUCCCAAUAUGGCGGACAAUGGAGAUUUAGAUUUGGGGCCAGUAGAAACUGAACCACCUUACUCAUCUCCUAAAUAUUUACGCAAUUUUACUCUUACAGCAAUGGAUAUUUACAGAAAUUGGAACUCAGCUCCUGGUCCCUUCCACCUUUUUCCUCACACACCCUUUGAUCCUGUAUUACCCUCAGAAGCCAAGUUUUUAGGAUCAGGCACUGGAUUUCGACCUAUUGGUGGUGGAGCUGGUGGCUCUGGGAAGGAAUUCCAAGCUUCAUUGGGUGGCAAUGUUCCCAGGGAGCAGUUUACAGUAGUCAUGUUAACCUAUGAGCGAGAGGAAGUCUUAAUGAACUCCUUAGAGAGACUCAAUGGUCUCCCUUACUUAAAUAAAGUUGUAGUAGUCUGGAAUUCCCCCAAACUUCCAUCAGAAGAUCUCCUUUGGCCAGACAUUGGUGUUCCAAUUGUGGUGGUACGGACUGAGAAGAAUAGUUUGAAUAAUCGGUUUCUGCCCUGGGAUGAGAUUGAAACAGAAGCCAUUUUGUCCAUUGAUGAUGAUGCCCACCUUCGCCAUGAUGAGAUCAUGUUUGGAUUCCGGGUCUGGAGAGAAGCUCGGGAUCGCAUUGUAGGAUUCCCUGGGAGGUACCAUGCAUGGGACAUCCCUCACCAGUCCUGGCUCUACAAUUCCAAUUACUCCUGUGAACUGUCCAUGGUGCUGACGGGUGCUGCUUUUUUCCACAAAUACUACGCCUACCUGUAUUCUUAUGUGAUGCCACAGGCCAUCCGUGAUAUGGUAGAUGAAUAUAUCAACUGUGAGGAUAUUGCCAUGAACUUCCUGGUUUCUCAUAUUACUAGGAAACCACCAAUCAAGGUGACUUCCCGGUGGACUUUCCGUUGCCCUGGCUGUCCUCAGGCACUCUCUCACGAUGACUCCCAUUUUCAUGAGCGGCACAAAUGCAUCAACUUCUUCGUCAAAGUCUAUGGCUACAUGCCCUUGCUGUAUACGCAGUUCCGUGUUGACUCAGUCCUCUUCAAGACCCGGUUACCACAUGACAAGACUAAAUGUUUCAAAUUUAUCUAAGCAGAAGACAGAGCUGUGGAUGUCUGGAACUGGCCUAUGGACAAGGCAGAAAGGUCAAUGAACUGGGGGACAGUUGCCCCUUUCUGUUUAUAUUGGGACAGAAGCCCUGCCAGAACUGUAUGGCACAGGACUCCGUUGAACGAGACAGCUUUGACUCACUUAUUCAGAAAAAAUAAAAGACUUUCUUUAGAUCCCCAGUAAGUUGUUUCACCAAGGGUAUAACUGGGGUUUUAAAAAUAUUAAUUAUUAUUUAAAAUGAAAGAGUUUUAGAUAUGCCUUUUAAGACCUUUUGGGACCGGGGGCGGGGAGUAUAAUUUGAUUUUCUUUUCUUCCCAGCCUAAUGAUUCUUGGAGGGUAGCAGAGACCUAAGAAAUUCCUGUAUUCCUUAGUGAGCAAGUUAUGCAGUUGGGAAAGUUGGAUUUGGUCACCAGAGGCUCAUAACCGCUUGCUCUUUGAUCUAAUGUGCUUCAGUUCUGGAUUUCACAGAGGAAAUUACGUAUUCUCUCCACCCGGAAUCCCAGAUCUCCUCUGUUUCCCUUAGUAGCUCCAAGGAGCUCAUUGCUAUGGUCAAGCUUUUUCCUUUUUGUUCUCUCUCACUGACCUUGUUGUAAAGCAAGGUCAUCCCAGAACGCUGCCUGUCCUGUGUGCCUGCUGAUGGAUUAUCUCACAACAACACCACAGUGACUUCCUGUCUGUGCUCCCAAUUCACGGCUGCUGCCGUUGCCUCAGAGGAAAGAUAGCUGGAACCCCCUUUUCUACUUUUCCUUCCCACAUCCUAGAUGCUGCUUUUUCUGCCAUUAACCAAGUUCUGUUCCACUGUCUCCCUGGCCUUGGAAGAUCUGAUUCAGCUCAGAGGUCUUGAUUGACAGGUUAUUUAUUGAUUCUGUUUUCAUGCCAAGUUUCCUUAUGGUUAACUGGACCAUGGUUUUAUUCAAUUGACCCAAUUUUCUGGGUUUGCAUGACAUAACUGAAACACAGACUAACUGCGCAGGCUGAGUUUGGCCAGCAUGGGAAUCUAAACUGAUGGCUUGCUAGUUUGUAUUUCAAUGUGUCAUGUGAAUACAGCCAUAAAAUACGGACAACUAUGUUACUUAUGAGCAUAGUGCCAACAGAACAGCAGGCUAAAAGGAGCAGAUAAGUCUCAAAGAUGAGUGAGAUCUUUGUGAACGCCCUUUGGAUGAGGACUUGUAGUGAAUCUGCCAUAAUUCUACAUCUCCUGCAUCUGCAGAUAUUUUCUGUCCCCUGUCUUCCUUUUAUGUGGUCGUGGGCCUGUUGCGUUCAAGACAAAGAGAUGGUUCUGGCUUGCUAAUGGAAUUUGUAUCGAUUCCAAUCUCCGGGAUCAAUUCUGCAUACAUAGGCAUGAACUGAACAGGUUUCUGUGGCCUAGUUUCUUAGCCCUUUUCCUCCUGGUAUCCCCUUUUCAUUUUAACUACAUUCAUAGCCGUUGUUAAAACAUUCUGGAAAUUCCUUGUUGGCAAUGUGUGAGUGAGUCUCAACUUAUGUAUAAGCUGCAUUUUUUUCUACCUUUGUUUUUUGUGCCUAGAUCUUUCACACCCCAAAUUGCUAAUUUUCAAAACGGUCCAUUCCAGUACACUCUUUCCCAACGUAGGCCACUAGUAAACAGUUUUGGAGCAACUGAGAAAUGGGUGUAGUAGCUGCUGUCAUUUUUAAACCCCUAACCUUAAUUGAGUCUUCACUUCAGCUGUUUCUUUUCAUUUGUGGAAAGAUAAUAAUAAAUUAUUCGGAUUCCUAUAGCAUCUAUAAAAAGUUGACACUCCUGUAACCAAUGAUUCUGAGGGAAUAUAAUUUCUAUGUGCCUCUCCCCCAUGGACCAUUUGGUAAUGCCAAAACUUCUGUAGAGUUGCACUGCUUAUUUGUAGUUUAGCUGUAUUGAAUGUUACCAUAUUUGGGCAGUUUUAAUUAUACCCAUUUCCUUAUUUCUCCUUUUAACAUUUACUCUAAAUUACAAAAGCUCACAGUUAUCAGUCCUAUCACAGUCUUAAGGAAUGGCCAAUCCUAGGUAAAUACAGUAUAUAGUCUCUCAUUUGCAUGAGAAUAGCACAGACCUGCCCUUGAUAAAGUAACAGAACUGCUCUCCGUGGUGCUGAUCAUUCCUCAUGAAGUGGGUCCUUGCCCCACAUUUAGACUGCAGUUAUUUAGUGAUGCUGCUGAACUCAUAGGUGGUUGAAUGUCCCCCGAAGAAAAGGCAAAAAGGAAGGGCAAGUUGGAAGUAUUUUAUCAAUCAUGCUUGAUUUAAGUUGAGUUUGACUGGCCUGUUGUGACCUCUCUUUUACACAUUUAGGUUUGCAUGCCUAAAUGUAUUCAGGGCAUUAUACUCAAUUUAAACUAAGCCUUUUGGGGGUGAAGGUAGCUAUGUGUUGAUGGUAUUUUGUCUUAUUCUGACUCUUGCUACAUGCUCAGAAAAUUACUUCCUGGUAAAUAUGUGGUUGAUCCCAUUUUCCAGAACUGAGCAAUGCAUUUGCUUACCCAGUUCUUUCAAGCAUCAAUUUUGAGUUGAGAUUGUAUUUUUUUUCUUUAGCUUGGAGUGUUUACGCUACAACAGGAGUCCUUCCAUCUUUGUGAUAUAACUUGCAAUUAUUCCAAGUUGUUCCCCUCAAUAGAUAGGGCUAUCCUGAUUGUCCAUAGUAAGCUGUCAUGCUUCCAGAUCUCUAUCAUGUAUGAGGAAACCCAGAUUACAACCCUAAUAUGCUUCAAAGACAUAAGCAAGCAGCAUCUGUUCAUUUAUAAAGUUUAUAACAGACAUACCCUCUUGUGGCUUUUAAGUAUCUACUGAUGAUGGAUAAUAACUCUAAAUAUCAUCCCAAAUAUGAAUUUGGAAAGGCACAGAAUGUGAAGACGCUUAGAUUGAAUCUUACUCUACUGGAUUUCAUGCUUGAUCUGCUGGGAGAAUGAACAUGUUGCUUUUUAUGUAUCAUUCUUCCAGUGAAAAUAAGAAGAAAAUAAGCAAUUGUAUGAAUUGUCCUUUUAUCAGGCCUUCAAAUCAAUCAGAAGAUCUCACCAUACUUUCACCACGCAUGAUAAAAAUUUCCAACCAAUAACUCUGCUGUAGUCGAUAUGCUUUUCUGUCAAAAUGGUGGAUUUCCUUUCCUUUGAGAAGAUGAGCCAACAGGAUGGUUAAACAGAAGGAAAACUUCCUGUUUCAUGGCAUUCUGGAAUGCCAACCACUGUAAAUGCCCCUUCCUUUCUCCCUACUCUGCUACAGGUUUUUUUU